UGGGUUGAUUGUCCAAUGGCUCCUAAUGUUUCAGGGGAGUAUGGUCCCCGUUACAAGCCAUGGUUCUGCCUGACACCGUCCUACUGGUGUGGACAGAGGAAGAGCACAGAGUUGACCAGUCUCGUGGAUGCAGAAGGUAAUGAUGGACCCCGGAGCAGUGAACAAACAGACGACAUAGUGGAGCCAGUGUCUCCAGAUCUGGCAAACAAAGCUGGCAUUCGAAUAUCUAAUAUUUCUAAAGUGUACAAAGACAAAGAUGCCACCGUCACAGCUGUUGAUGGAUUAACACUGGAUAUGUACGAAGGCCAAAUUACAUCACUACUUGGUCACAACGGAGCUGGGAAGACAACUCUAAUUAACAUGCUCUGCGGAUUAUCUCCUCCAACUUCAGGGACAGCAACAAUAAAUAACAUGGACGUGUCUCAUAGUGGAGAUAUGGAGAGAAUUCGAUCAGUGACCGGGGUCUGUCCUCAGCAUGAUAUCCUGUAUGAUGAACUGUCCUGUCGUGAACACCUCGACAUCUUCGCUGGCAUCAAGGGAGUGGGAAAAGAGGAGAGGGAUGAUGUUGUUGAAAAGAUUAUGAAGGCUGUGGACAUUAUCGAUCAGGCUGAUGUGUUUGCUAAAAACCUGAGUGGAGGACAGAAGAGAAAGCUGUCUGUUGCAAUUGCCCUAAUUGGAGAUCCAAAGAUGCUUAUACUCGAUGAGCCAACAGCAGGAAUGGAUCCAUACUCUAGACGCCACCUGUGGUCUCUCCUGAAGAGCCGCAAAGAGGGGAAGAUAAUUCUGUUGACAACACAUUUCAUGGAUGAAGCUGAUAUACUAGCAGAUCGCAAAGCCAUUAUUAACCAUGGCAAACUGAAAUGUUGUGGAUCAUCACUGUUUCUGAAACAGAGAUUUGGAAUUGGAUACCACCUGAACAUGGUGGUGGAACCUGAAUGCAAUGCUGACAGGGUGACGGACUUGCUGAGACAGCACGUGUCUGGGAUUGAAAUGAAGAGGUCGCAUGGUAAAGAGCUUGCCUUCACCAUGCCUGUGGCAGAAGUCAGCAGGUUUCCAGGCAUGUUCACUGAACUUGAGGCCUCUGUUGGUGCUGGGAAAACUCAGGCACAGUCGCUAGGAAUCGUAAGUUACGGAGUCUUCAUGACAUCGCUGGAGGAAGUGUUUUUGAAAAUAGGGUCAGAGAACAAAGAGAUCAAAGAGAAUGAAGAAAACGAAACUGCCGAACCAUUGCCCCAAAACGAGCAACACAGUAUACCCAUGCCCACUUCAAACGAAAAAGUCAACCUUACAUCUCAGCGAUUCUGGACACUGAUGAAGAUCAGAUUCAAGAUAAAGAUUCGGAACACGACUGCUUUGAUCUUCCAGAUUCUGAUUCCCAUUGUGCUUGUCAUCAUUGGCUGUGUUCUCAGCCUGCAAGGCACAUCCGAGGACACAUCAUUUACAAAACCAGUGACAAUGAAACCUUUCUACGUUGGGCCAAAUAAACCACCUUUCCUUGCUGUUGAUACAGCAGCCACAACAGCUUCAGGAACAUUUAUCAGUGGACUUGGGACGACUGUUGAGAAGGUCCCUGCAAGUACAGAUAUUGCCACUCUAGCAGCACACUGGGUGGGCUUUAACUAUACGGUCUUGACAGGUCAGGAAUUAACAUACACUGCAAUGUACAAUGACUCGGCUAUUCAUUCACUACCAGCCGUGAUCAACGUGAUUUCGAAUGGAUUUCUUACAUCCGCUAACAAUAUAGAGGCAUCCAGUCUGAUGUGGCCAUCUGUUGUGCAGUCUGGGGUGCCAAAACUUUCCUACAAUUCCAAUGCCUUCUCGGCAGCAUUCGUUCUUGCCGUGGCAUUUGUUGUUGUACCAGCAGGAUUUGCCGUUGAGGUUGUUGCUGAUCGCCAGAUCAAAGCAAACAGCCAACUACGAGUUUCAGGAAUUACAUUCAUGAUGUACUGGGGCACCCUGUUUCUCUUCCAUCUUGCCAUCUAUCUCAUUCCGGCAGUCAUUAGCAUUAUAAUUGUUCUUGCUGCUCAGAUUCCAUCGUUCACUACUGCAGGAGCCAUGCUUUCCCUGGUGAUGCUUUUCGUGUCAUACAUCCCGGCUAAUCUCAUACUUUCCUACGUUUUCGCAUACGCCUUUGAAACAUUUGAAACCUGCCAAGCGGUCCUGCCCAAUGUUUUCAUCUUUGCAGGGAUUAUUCCCUACAUAGCGAUAUCACUGAUGGAUAUGUUGGGUAAAUCCGAUGUAGCAGAGAUGGUUCAUUAUGCGAUGUGCAUCAUUGAUCCACCUUAUAUCAUCUUUGGUGGAAUUUACUAUAUCGACAGGAUCUCACGUGUGGCAGAUAUUCUACAAAAGCCAGUAACGUUUGACAUGUACUUUGAGUGGGACAACAAUAUUAUCUACCCAAUUAUUGUGGCUCUGAUACAUAUUGGAGUAAUGAUGCUGCUACUGAAAGUUGUUGAUCUGUACAGUAGCGGCGGUAGUCUUAUCCAAGCUAUAAAAUGUUGCAUAUCGAAAGUGCAGGACAUUCCCGAAGAGAACAGUGAUAUCCCAGAGGAUGAGGAUGAUGAUGUGGAAGAUGAACGACAUCGUGUCAACAAACUUAAUUGUUUUGAAGAUAGAGACAUGAUGCCAGUGGCGUAUGUGAGAAAUUUGAGAAAAGAAUUCAAGAAACGUACAACAAAACACCGUACGAAGGAAAACUGUGUGAAGGUGGCUGUGCGGAAUGCAACUUUCGCUGUGGACAAAGACGAAGUUUUUGGUUUGCUUGGACCCAAUGGUGCUGGGAAAACAACCACCUUGAAUAUGAUCAUUGCAGAGACUUCAGCUACUAAAGGAAAGAUCAUUGUAGCAGGUCACAAUGUCCACUCCAGUACCUCAGAAGCAUUCCAGGCUAUUGGCUAUUGUCCACAACAUGAUGCAUUGUGGCCGAGUAUCACACUGAAGGAACAUUUGGCAUGCUACGCAGCCAUCAAGGGAAUACCACGAGGAGAUAUUGACUCACUUGUCAACUACUUCGUGGACAAUUUAAAAGUUACAGAGCAUGCAGACAAAAGAGCUGAUAAAAUGUCUGGUGGGACACGACGAAAGGUGAGCUAUGCAAUCAGUAUGCUGGGCAAACCAAAGAUUGUUUUGCUGGAUGAACCAUCUACUGGCAUGGAUCCACAGUCCAAGAGAUUUCUCUGGGACACAAUCAGCUCUAGCUUCAAGUCGAGUGGGCGAGGAGCCAUUUUGACAACACACUACAUGGAAGAGGCUGAUGCUUUGUGCUCCAGGGUGGCCAUCAUGGUUAAUGGUCAGCUACAAUGCCUUGGACCAACUCAGCAUCUGAAGGACAAGUUUGGCAGUGGCUAUCUCCUGGAGAUCAAACUACACAGUAGACGAGACGACAUUGAAAGGAAUAUGGACAAACUUGAAGCUCACCUAGCUCGUCUGUUCUCACAGAUAGAUUGCCUGGAGCGGUUUGCCGAGCGUGGUUGGUACAGGAUUCCCAAAAGUAAAAAGAUGCUCUCAGAGGCGUUUUCAGCACUGGAGGACAUGAAGAGUUCACACAAUGUAGAAGAAUACAGCUUUAGUCAGUCUACCUUGGAACAGGUGUUUUUGGACUUCGCCAAACAGCAGCAUGAUGACGACAUCGGCCAUCCUUUUCAGAGAGACUCAGUGCGUCGGUCCAUAACAAAAGAUGGUGUGAAACCCAGCGGCGGUCCUGAUACAAGGAACAAGAUGAAAUCCAGUUCGAAUCCUGAACCAGAGCACAAAAACAAAACCCGAUUCAGUUCAGAGUCAAAGGACAAAGGGAAGAGGAGUCCAAGUCCUGGAUCAAAUUAUGAGAAGAAAAUCACUUAUUUGUAAUAAUUAAUACUUUUGUUGAAACUGUACAUUACUAAGUUGGUUUUCUCCGUAGAAAACUAGUGUGUAUCUAGACAUUUGUACAUUCUGCUAUAUGAGAAAACAAGUGUAACCCAGAACCAUAGUUACUUUUUAUUUAUAUCACAGAACAGAUAUUUGCAUAUCUAGAAACACUUAAAGGAUAAAGACCUUUUUUAUUAUGCUUAUUUAUGGACUGAGUGGUUACUAACGGAGUGCAAAAUAAAUUAUUUUGUGUAACAGAAGUGUUGAAAUGUCAAUGUUGAUCAAAUGUCAUAUCAAGCAUACCGUUUUAUAUAGGACACCAUGUAUUAUGAAAAAGCAUAGCAAUUAUGGAUAUAUACAAAUCCAGGAAAAUACAACAAAGAUUUAUAAGUUUUACUACUGAAAAGGACCUUUUAGUUUCACAAGAGAAGCUAUGUUUAUGAUUUUAAAGGUAGUAUAAUCAAAUAAAGAAAAUUGUGAUAAAUAUUAUACAUGUUUAAACAAUGUUGAAACAAAAUACAUUCCAAUGUGAUUUAAUGAAGUUCGUGAGAUAAAACGGUUAGGAAUCUGAACUGUUAUUUCCUGAAGCAGGUUUCCUGAAUAAUGCAGGCUUAUAUUUGGGCUCAUUAUCCUCACAUACAGCACCACAAUUAAUCAUUGAACAUGUUAAAUAGCGGAAUGUUGUUACACUCAAGACAUGUUUCAAGUUCAAUUUCUUGUGAUAAGAUUUGGUAAAACUUUUGUUUGUAAACAAAACCAAUCGAAAAGUUGUAUUGUCAAGCUGCAUGUAUCUAACUAACACUAAAUAUGUUCACCCGCACAUAAACAACAAUGAAAUAUCAGUUCUGUUACACUUAAUUAUAUCCUAAACAGAUCACGAAUCAAGGGAAUGUAACAAAAAUAGAAGUCAUUUUCUUCUGGUUGAAUCCGUAAAACCAGGCGUUUCCUGUGCAAGUAAUUAACAAACUCAUAACCAAGAUCAAGCGACUCUUCGAAAUAAUACAGCAAAAAUUAACAUUAAAGCUAUAAUACCUUUUGCUACCACACUUUACCCCAACAAUACCGAAUUAUUUCAAAAGGCAUACACAGUUUCGAUAUAUUGCAACUAAGCGAUACUAUAAUGAAAUCCUAACUAAUAUUACAAUAAUUAAAAGUAAACGACAACCGCGGCAAAAUUAAAGAAAAUACUAAAAAAAAGGCGAAAUAAUCAGAUCAAGACACAGCCCCAGAGUUAAAAAAUGUAAUGACCCACGGUCUGGUACUUGUGAACACUUGCUUGAAGGUUCAAUAUGUAAUAUAAAUUCAAACGAAUUUACUGCAAAGAGCAAUAUGACUUGUUCAUCAACAGAUAUAAUUUGUUUUUAACUGUACAAACUCUGAUGAAUUUUAUAGCGGACUGUCAGUUCAUCUCCAACAAAGAGUAACUGUUCAUAGACAACACAUUGUUCAUGCUGAACACAGACACCUGCAUGUUUCAAAACAUAUUGCUUCUUGUGCUACUUAGAAUGUUAAGAUAUGUCCCAAUAUACAAGUAUCUGCCAAUCAAGAACAAACUGUUAAUCUACUUUUGGACUUACAAAAUGCAUUUCAUUAAGCUACAUUGAAUCGAGAUUUAGCAUAGACAAUUGCGUACGUCUCACCUAUUAGUUAAAUUGUUUGUUGAUAUAUGUAUGUUUCCUAUGUUAUAUGAAAGGUAGUGAACUCGGGAUCCUAACCGUGACAUAACCGUAACCGUAACACAUAACCGUAACACAUUUCUGUUCAAUAAACUAUUUUAAAAAAAUACAAUUUCACCACUUUUAUAUUGUAUAUGGUAAAUGCAUGUAUGCAUGCUUAUAUCAUGCAACUAUAGGUCGUGAGCUCAUACCGUGGUGUCAGUUUGUUGAUGCCAACUACCAAAAGCAGUUUGGGAAGAAGUAAAUUAAAGUUUGUUUUUGUUUAACGACACCACUAGAGCACAUUGAUGUAUUAAUUAUCGACUAUUGGAUGUUAAACAUUUGGUCAUUUUGACAUAUAGUGUUGGACAGGAAACUGACUACAUUUUGACAUUAGUAGCAAGGGAUCUUUCAUAUGCACCAUCCCAUAGACAAGAUAGUACAUACCACAGCCUUUGAUAUACCAGUCGUGGUGCACUGGCUGAAACGAGAAAUAGCCCAAAGGGCCCACCGACUGGGAUCGAUCCCAAACCGACCGCGCAUCAAGCGAAUGCUUUAUCACUGGGCUACGUCGUGGCCCUCAGUUUGUGAAGAAGAAGACCAACGAGCUUGUCAAAUAUGACCCAUAAAUGUCCCAGAUUUAUAGGUAGACUGCACACCACUUGAGCAGCUGUUUCGUCAUACUUCUGUAUUAUGAGGGUUGAUCUUACAUUUAUCAUAAAUCUAAUAGCCCACGGGCUUGGCCCUAUUCAUCUGGAAUAUGCCGCGCCUGGCCGCUUGUUAAAAUAAUAUUCAUUUAAAUUUUCUCCGAAAUUUUAAACUUUUUAAAUAUAUGUAUUUAAAUUGUAUAACAUAAAUGUUUUUAAUUUUGUAAUAAAAAUAUACAUUAUUUUUA
Gigantopelta aegis is the source of this 6396-nucleotide messenger RNA. RefSeq names its product cholesterol transporter ABCA5-like. Gene Ontology annotation, molecular function: lipid carrier activity; ATP hydrolysis activity; ABC-type transporter activity. Gene Ontology annotation, cellular component: membrane; intracellular membrane-bounded organelle. Gene Ontology annotation, biological process: lipid transport; transmembrane transport. The record is from RefSeq and is a predicted model, not a curated record. NCBI's taxonomy places the organism in Eukaryota, Metazoa, Mollusca, Gastropoda, Neomphalida, Peltospiridae. The coding region runs from base 16 to 3846 and encodes 1276 amino acids. The transcript has 25 exons.